AUGGAGAGUGCAACGAUGACGGGCGAAGAAUUAAAUCGGCUGGAGGAUUCUUCGAUGGGGCCUGGCGAAGGUGGUGCCGCCGCGCCCAACUUCGAAGCCGAGCGGGCCAAACAGAAUCCGUUGGUAAAGAUCUACAACACCACCGUCUACUGGCAUGGCGGCAACAACGGUGGAGUGAGUUGUGCCAACUGUUCGAGCAUCGCGCCCCACGCCACCUUCCUCGCGCCCGACUACGCCUGCAACAUGGAGAGCCACCCACCACCUGCCUCUCCAGGCGACUGGAGCAACGGCACGAAGCACUUCUUCGUCGGGGUGGAUCCAUCGCGCGUCGUCACGCAGGUCAACCUGACCAUGCACGGACGAUUUCGCUGUCCCGUGUCAAGGGACAGCGCGCCACCCACCAUUCUCAACAUCCUUGUCGAGUCUGCCGCGAUCACGCAGGAGCCGCUCGACUAUGCGGCGUGUAUCGAUUGCGAGUUCUGCAAGUUGUGCGAUGGGUGCAUGACCAGCGUGACCGUGGUCGGCACCGAAUUCGAGAUCUGGCCAACGUCGUGGAACUAUGAAGUCAAUAACACCAUCAACGUCCGCGUGUUGUCUGGUCUUCUGUGCUUGUAUUCGAUCGACAUCUUCGUGGAGACCAUCCCCGCUCACCUGCCCAUCACGACCAUCAUCACGACUUCCAACACCAGCACAAGUACUGGAGGCGGUGGUGGAGGCGACGAUGACAAGCCCUUCAAGAUGCCCAUUUGGGGCUUUGUGCUCAUCGGGACGAGUAGCUUCUUUUGCUGUGCGUCGAUCGUCAUCUGGAUCACGUACGUGACUGUGAAGCGCAUACGUCGGCGCAGGCGCUAUGGCUCGAUCCAAGACUACGAUGAAAGGAAGACCGGCUGCUGCGACUGCCUCGGACCAGUGGUCGACACCGAGACAGAGAGCGAGUACGGCGACUAUGAGUACACCGGGCGCCCUGGCUCUAUCUACACGAGUAUCGACAUCAAUGAAGUGGGAGAGGAUACCAGGCGACUGCUUGGUAUUCCGGCCGGUGGUGAUAUGGGCAGUGCAGAGCGAAAGGCGCUUCUCAAAAUCUCGCACCGAGGCAAGCUGCGUGCGUCGGGCCAGCACCGCAAGGAGUCCUCCGGCAAGCGUUCUCGGGGCAAGAAGUCAUCGCAGGACGGCCUGGUCAAACAGAUGGACUACGGCGAGAUCGUCCUGGCUGAGCGCGUGGGCAAGGGCAGUUAUGGCGAGGUGUUCAAGGGGAUUUGGCGAGGCACGGAGGUGGCGGUGAAGAAGCUGCCCUACUAUUUUGAACAGCUCGAGGACAAGGAGCAGCAAAAGACCUUUUUGGAGGGCUUCAUCCAGGAGACGCAGCUCAUGAAAACUCUCCGGCACCCGAACGUGAUCCAGCUCUUUGCGUCGUUUACUCAUCCCGAGGUCAUGAUCGUGAUGGAGUUCAUGGCGAAGGGUUCGUUGUACCAGAUCUUGCACGACAAGUCCAUAGACCUGUCGUGGGACCUCCGGCGCCAGAUCCUUCUCGAUGCCGCGCGCGGGAUGACCUACCUCCACAAAUCCCAACCCGUCAUCGUGCAUCGUGAUCUCAAAUCGCAUAACUUAUUAGUGGGCGAGCACUGGCGAUGCAAGGUGAGCGACUUCGGACUCUCUCGCAUGCUGACGGCUAUGGACACCAUGACCUCCUGCGGCACGCCGUCGUGGACUGCACCUGAAGUGCUCAGAGGCGAAAAAUACACGGAAAAGUGCGAUGUGUAUUCCUUCGGCAUCGUUUUGUGGGAAUGCGUGACGCGCAUGACACCGCACGAGGGCAUCCCCCACUUCCAGGUGGUCUUUCAAGUCGGCACCCAGGGCCUCCGACCAGACCUCCCCAGUGAUACGCCGCACCACUGGGCUCGCUUGACUGCCGAUUGCUGGGCGGAGGACCCCGACGUCCGGCCGAGCUUCGAAGAGAUACUCGACCGACUCCAGAAGUUCUAG
Messenger RNA from Acanthamoeba castellanii str. Neff, 1983 nucleotides. RefSeq names its product protein kinase domain containing protein. Gene Ontology annotation, biological process: protein phosphorylation. Bases 1 to 1983 code for a protein of 660 amino acids. The transcript is spliced from 17 exons. NCBI's taxonomy places the organism in Eukaryota, Discosea, Longamoebia, Acanthamoebidae. The record is from RefSeq and is a predicted model, not a curated record. Gene Ontology annotation, molecular function: protein kinase activity; ATP binding.